Messenger RNA from Hydatigera taeniaeformis, 795 nucleotides. Lineage: Eukaryota; Metazoa; Platyhelminthes; Cestoda; Cyclophyllidea; Taeniidae. The record is from the annotation of a GenBank genome assembly.
AUGCCUAAGUCAGGGAAGAAAUCGAAAGAGUCAAAGGCCUCAAAAGGCUCUCAGAAGGGUUCCAAGGGCUCAAAAGGUUCUAAGGGUUCCAAAAAAGUCCCCAAGACUAUCGAGCCAGUUGAGGAACCGGAGAUUAUCGUUCCCGUUCCCGAGGGUGUUAUGCAUAAGCGCAUGCGCUUCCUUUUGGAAUCAACACUGAAAACUGAUGUAGACUUCAUUGUUGGGCCUGAUGGAAAUGAAACAACCAUUAAGGCUCACAAGUGCAUGCUUGCAGCCGAGAGUCCUAUGUUCGAAAAGCUAUUUGCUGACUGUCAGGAGUGGAAGGAUGCAGAAGUGAGAAAACGAGAACAGGAGGUUCUCGAGAUUCGUCAGCGGGAAGCAGAGGUAGAGGCGGAGCUCGCCAGAGAGGCGACUCAACGAGAACCUGGUAAAGUCGAGAGCCAGAAGUCCAAGAGCAAAGGCAAAGGCAAGGGUAAAGGAAGCAAGGAAAAAGGUAGCGAAAAGUCCAAAAGUAAAGACAAAUCUAAGUCCAAAGGGAAGGAUUCCAAGGGGUCCAAAGGUAAAACCGAAAAGAAGUCGAAAGGGAAGGAGAAGGGCUCCAAGGAUUCUAAGGGAAAGGGUUCAAAGGGAUCCAAGGAAAAGGGUUCCAAGAAAGGCCAACAAACGGCCGAUGAAGGUCCUGUCACGUUAAUUAACUUUCACAAAGACGAAGUUAUUGGACCUGAUACAAUCAGGGUGCAGGAUGUUCACCCUCUUGGAUUCUUCAGACUUCUCAGGUAUUUACUUUUUUUUUAA